UGUUAAGCAGAGCCAGGUGGUUUAUGUGAAUCAGCUGUCGUGGAGAGUACAAAUUCCUACCGGGGUGGAUUCACUUUAUUCUGUAUCCUCUGUCUCUCUGCCUCUGCUUUAUUCUCUCUAUCUCGGUCUCCCUCCCUCCCUCGCUCUCUCUCUCUAUCCUUCUCUUACUCCCACUCGCCUGUGAAAGUACUAUAUCGGCAAGAGCUCUAUGUUGCAGAGGGACGAUCAUUGGCAAAAGACACAAUAAAUGCGAUUAAAGUCAGCCAUCGUGGCCAGACAACCAACUCCGGAGAAACGUUGAAAAUGGCUGGCCAUGUUCCGGGGAUCAAAGAAUGAAGUGCCUGGGAACUUUUCUGGAAGUGUUGUACCCCUGUGAUUGUGUCUGUGUGCUCAGGGAGGCUAUUUUGCAAAGCGAGACCAAUCAUUUCUCUUGAUUCCCUGACUGAGAGCUGGCUGACAGAUGAGGACGGAGUGAGCGAACCCCUCUAUUAGGACCUGAUAUAUUUCCCAAACAAUUUAGUGUAUUCAUGAGGCAAUGCAAAUGUGGAAGGAGCAAAAUUACCGUAAUCAAUUGAAACAGCGAGCGUGUGUCGAUCCAUCGCUCUGAUUAUUUGGAGAUCAUCUAUCAGCCUGAUGUGUAUGUAACAAGGCGAGGUGUCAUUAAAUCGCUUUUAAGUUUCAGUGAUAAGUCCAUGAUCAUUGGGCAAGUGAGUUGGACAAUGAAAAUAGGGCACCUUGGCGGGUGAGGCAAACGCUCCCCGAACAUUAGGUAGGUGACUCUCUGGUCUAAAAGGUGCUGUUUUAAAACAAAGCCACACUGUUGAGACAACACAACACGCAAUACUCUCUGCAAUCCCUUUUUUCAUCUGACAAAGGAAAGAAAGUGGGGGAGGAAAGAAAUAUCGGAGAGGAUAAGUGAUUAUGGAGGUCAGAUACAACCAGGAAACAGAACCGGGGAUGGGGCUGAAGAACGGACUAAAGGAUGGGAAAGACAGCAAGGAUUCCCAGGGAAACCUUUCCAAAACCUUCCUAAAGAAUCAGCAGGAGUCCUUCUCACCAUCUGGGAUGGUGGAAAACGGUGAGAAGAACCGAGCGAGCACGGGGGACCCAGACUACUGCCGGAGAAUACUUGUCAGAGAUGCCAAAGGGUCUAUACGAGAAAUCAUUCUGCCAAAGGGACUGGAUUUGGACCGUCCCAAACGAACCCGGACCUCUUUCACCGCAGAGCAACUCUAUCGCCUGGAGAUGGAGUUCCAGAGGUGCCAGUAUGUGGUUGGGAGGGAACGAACAGAGCUGGCCCGCCAGCUAAAUCUAUCUGAAACUCAGGUUAAAGUUUGGUUCCAGAACCGACGCACAAAGCAGAAGAAGGACCAGGGCAAAGAUUCAGAGCUGCGCUCUGUGGUGUCGGAGACGGCAGCCACCUGCAGUGUAUUAAGACUCCUAGAGCAGGGCCGGCUCCUCACGCCGCCAGGUCUGCCGGGGCUCCUGCAGCACUGUGGCAACGGCACCUUGAGUGUUGCCCUGCGAGGGCCCUCCAUGGGCAUGGCCAGCAAUGGAAGCAGCAGCAGCAGCAGUGGUGCCAGCUCAGGGACGGCCGGGGGCAGUCCCCCUCUGCCCAUAGUGACCAGUUCAGGGACGGUAGCGGGCCUCCAGAGCUCCCCGUCAGCUCAUGGCCUGUUCAGCUUCCCCAUGCCCUCUCUGCUGGGAAGCGUGGCCACCCGCAUGUCCUCCAACCCGCUUUCUAUGGCCGGGAACCUACAGGAACUGUCUGCCCGCUACCUGAGCUCUUCUGCUUUUGAACCUUACUCACGGACCAAUGGCAAGGAGUGUAUGGACAAAAACGUUUUCGAAUGAUGUUUUUGAUUCGUUUCAUUGCUCUCCUUGCUUUUUAUUACCUUGGUUUUUGUUUGUUUCGACCUCUUCUGUCCUGUUUGUGUUGUGGUUGUCGUUCAUGUGAAUCCAAUUGAGCAUCUGAUGCCUCUCGGAGGGAGGAAAACAAAGACAUACAUUUCAUUCUUAUAAGAACAGGGUGAUUGUUUUUAAGCUUUUGCACUAAAUUAAAGUUUCAUCUCCAUGUUGUGAAUUUCAAUACAAGUACUCAGAGAAACAAAUAUCCAUGAGAUUGCAAAGGGGCAGCAUUGCAUUUUUUUGCCACAUUUUCUCACAUUUAUUUUGCCGCAAUAGUAAUCACAAAAAGAGCCACAAAAAUGAGUCUGUUUAUGUUUUGGUAACACAUCACACAUGUUUAGCUACUGGAGGUAAUUGGCACAUUACACACAAAGCUUUUCAGUGAUUGGCCAUGGGUGUAACAUGAUGGUACCUUUUUGGUUUUGUGUUUUAUUAUUUGAUUGUUUUGGUUAGACAGUGUCACAGUGUUUCGAAGUAGAGAGUUAUCAAGCAUUACAGCUUGCGGAGUUCAGGUGACAGACUGUCAGUUCAGGACGGCAUGGUGAACUUGGAGUUCGGCCAUUGUCAAACAUGACAUUUCAGUUUACGGAAAUAUCACAGGUCUCUUUUUUUCCAUUUGCAGAUAGUCAUGAGGAACACAGGCAUUCAACAUACAAAUGCAUUUACAUAUGCAGAUAACCACGAGGAACACAGGCAUUUAACAUACAAAUGCAUUUACAUAUGCAGAUAAUCACGAGGAACACAGGCAUUUAACAUACAAAUGCAUUUACAUAUGCAGAUAAUCACGAGGAACACAGGCAUUUAACAUACAAAUGCAUUUACAUAUGCAGAUGUUUUGCAAUAUGAAACUACAAUAACAGUAUUUUAUACCAGUUUGUAUUUGUUUUUAUGUUUGGGCCAAAACAAACUAAAGAAAAAUGUUGUCAUACAGUAUGAUAGUUCAAUUGUUCUGUGUUAGUUGUUUUAUAAAUGGGUUUGUGAGGGUUUUCCCAAUAUGAUUUUAAACACAGUCUACAUUUGUGACUUUUAUGUCUUAAAGCUGCAGUAUUCCACUUUUUCGUCUGUGAUUUUAAGAAUACUGGAGUGGUAGUCCAGAUUUCCAUGUAAGAGUUGGAGAAAAGCUUGGAAGUGUGGGGUUGGGCAAAGGGAGGACUUAGGAAAGGGUUCUGGAAAAGCUUUUGAACUACAGUAAGCAGCUUGCAUAGUUGGAUAUACAGAAUUGAACUUGAUGCUACAUGAUUGAAAACAGUGCAGAAGGUUUUGCCAUUUUUAAGACCUUUUCCCGUGUGAAAUGUUUUAAGAUCAGUCACCAUGGCGGGAGGUUUAGUAGGGAAGGAGCAUGAGGUGAGUGAAAUUACUGUAGUACAAAAGAAAGAAAUGAGAAUUGUACCUAAAAUUGUUAUUUUAUUGUAAAUUAUUAAUGUCCGUAAUUAAUAGAUGAUUAGUAUGUAUUUCUGAAAAAUAAUGAAUGAAUGAAUGUAAGGGAGGAGGUGAUAAAUCAAUCAAAGCUCUUUGGUGCUGUUGUUGUGAAAUAACUUGAACUUUGUGACAUGUGUGGUAAGAGUGUGGAUACAUAUUAUAUACAGUAUAUAUGCCUACCAAAAAAGCCACGUGUGUUUUUCUUUUGUUCAUACAUUCAUCAUGAUGAUAAUCCAGUUAUGAUUAAAAAAAGGCCAUGUUGUACCUUCAUUGACAAUGGGUUCGAAUAGCAGUUUACUUUAAAAAAAAUUGUAUUCAAAUGAAGUGUUAUGCCCUAUGGAGAGGACCUUUGUCUGUAUUAUUCUAGGUAGCAACUGAAACGUUGCCAGAUCGAAUCCCCGAGCUGACAAGGUCAAAAUCUGUCGUUCUACCCCUGA
Messenger RNA from Oncorhynchus gorbuscha (pink salmon), 3764 nucleotides. Its product is annotated as ventral anterior homeobox 1-like. Bases 922 to 1854 code for a protein of 310 amino acids. Lineage: Eukaryota; Metazoa; Chordata; Actinopteri; Salmoniformes; Salmonidae. Gene Ontology annotation, molecular function: DNA-binding transcription factor activity, RNA polymerase II-specific; DNA binding. The transcript has 3 exons. Gene Ontology annotation, biological process: brain development; central nervous system development; regulation of DNA-templated transcription. The record is from RefSeq and is a predicted model, not a curated record.